Molecule: messenger RNA, 984 nt
Organism: Perca fluviatilis (European perch)
Lineage: Eukaryota; Metazoa; Chordata; Actinopteri; Perciformes; Percidae
Product: myb/SANT-like DNA-binding domain-containing protein 4
Exons: 2
Coding region: 247-984 (245 amino acids)
Cellular component (GO): nucleus
Source: RefSeq, a predicted model, not a curated record
CAGGGCUUUACUAAGCCUGGUCCUAACUGCUAAGUAGGUCUUAGUUAAGACCAGUCUUAAGAGUUGACCUAACGUCUGUUGCACCAACCAAACUUAAGCCUAGGCUUAACUACGCCUGGUCUUAGCGUUGCGCGUCCAUGUGUUGUUGACCAGCAGCGUACGUUGCUAGGUUACGCUGUAACGUUGCUAGGUUACGCUGUAAACUAUCUUCCGCUGUUUUGUUAACUUGUAACGUUAGCCGUAUCAAUGGAGGAGCAAAGAAAAAGAAAAGAAAAUUUCACCGACAUUGAGAUACGAAAGUUAAUAGAGCUGUACAGUCAGCACAGACUCACACUGACUGCCAAGCAAUCAAAUACAAUAACAAACAAGAAAAAACAAACAACAUGGAGACAGAUAACAGAGGCGAUUAACGAUUGCUCUGACUCCGGCUGCCUUCGGACAGAAAGCGAUGUAAGAAAGAAGUGGAAAGACCUCCUGAGCAAAGCAAAAAAAGAUUUGUCUGCAAAAAAACACCACCCGACCGGCGGGGGUCCUCCCCCAAAAUCUUCCGUGUACAGUACCAUCAUUGUGGAUAUCUUUGGAGAGGAUUCCCCGGCUUUUAUUGGUUUGGUCGGUGCGGAAAGUGGCGGUACCGACAUGGAAGAAACUGCUGUCUCUCCAGAGAUGGAUGUCGAUCACUCAAGCGAGAGUGUGAUUUGUGAAGACUCGAUGGAGGACCCAGUCACUCCACAAAGUUCUCACGAACACAGCAGCGGUGCACCGCCGGUGAAACGGAUGAGGAGGCUGGAUAAUCUUCAGCAGACACUUCUUGAGAAAGAAAUUGUUAGAGUGGAGACUGAAACAAAAAAAUUACAGACCGAGCAGGAAAAGUUGGAACUUGAAAAACAAAAGAUAUUGUUAGAAAUACAGUUGCUCCAACAACAGAUAAACAGGUCAUCUUCGCCUAUUUCUGAAGAGGAUGGGCGGUCUUUUGUAAUUCUGUAA